Molecule: messenger RNA, 2007 nt
Organism: Thalassophryne amazonica
Lineage: Eukaryota; Metazoa; Chordata; Actinopteri; Batrachoidiformes; Batrachoididae
Product: doublecortin domain-containing protein 2-like
Biological process (GO): cilium assembly; intracellular signal transduction; dendrite morphogenesis
Cellular component (GO): axoneme; microtubule; kinocilium
Source: RefSeq, a predicted model, not a curated record
AAAAAAUACAGCAUCACUCCGCUUUACCAAUAAGGAUAAUAUGGGGCAUCUGAUGCCAAUAUAAUGGCAUUUAAGGAUCUGUCUCACAUUUUGGAUCAACCUGUUCUGUCUUUAUCAUAACAAUACAAACAGCCGCACGCCGCGCGCCUGCGGGCAGCUUUUACGCACAGCCAUGAGCGCGGAAAAACCGAACUUUCUCUCGCAGCCCGUCGUCAAGAACGUGUUCAUGUUCCGAAACGGCGACCCUUACUACGAGGCCCGCCGGAUCGUGAUCAACCAAAGGAGGGUGUGCAACUUUGAGACGUUGCUGAAAGAGGUGACCGGAGGGAUCCAAGCCCCAUUUGGCGCCGUGAGAAACAUCUACACGCCGAGAGGAGGCCACAAGGUGGACUGUCUGGAUGGCCUCCACAGCGGGGAGCAGUAUGUGGCUGCAGGGAGAGAGAGAUUCAAAAAACUAGAUUACCUCCAGAUUGGUUCCAGAAGGAAGAGGAUGAUGCAGAUGAUGCCAGUGCAGGUGAAGCCGCCACCACAGAAUCGAAUUACUGCGUCUCCUCGAUUCCUCAAACCCAUCAAGGAACCGUGCUUAAUAUUUGUGGUAGCAAAUGGUGAUAUCAUAAACCCUGCAGUGCGACUGUUGAUCCACCAGAGGAUGCUGGAGCAGUUUGACAAAAUAUUAGAAAUGAUUACAGAGAAGAUGGGACUGAGAGUCUUGGGUGGUGUGAGGAGCCUGUACACCUUUGAAGGUAACCAGGUGACUGAUGGGAAGCAGCUGGUGAGCGGACACCAUUACGUGGCUGUGGGAAGAGAAAAGUUUAAAAAACUACCAUAUAGUGAUCUACUCUUCACCAAACGCAGAGGAACGAGGAGGGUUAAUCGUAUCAGUGCUUACUCUCUACCUCCAAUCUACAGAUUCCCAAAGCAAAAUGGAAAUAGUAAGUCUGUUUUUCAGGGAGGUGAUGGUGAAGGUGACUCUAAGACCUUUCCUCCAGCCCACAGACACAACAGUAAAGAACAUUUGUCUUCCAUUGUGAGAGAGAUCUCCCAGGCCAGGCUCAUCUCCCUCAGGAAGAACAGGAAGACAAGCAUGUCGUUGGGCGUCACUGACAAUGAUGACCUAGAAUCAAAGCCUGUUGAUGGAAAUAGUGAAAACCAAACACCAGAAGACCAGCAAGCUGAGGAGAAACCUGCAGCUGACCAUCCAAAAACCACAGAGGAGAUGGAUGAAAAGGCUGAAGAGAAGGAGAAGCAGGAGAAGCAGGAGGAGGAGGCUGCUGAAAACACCAACAAAGAUUGUUGUAGUGGAGAAGGAGAGAAGGAGGAAAAACAGAAGGCGAGUGGUGAGGGAGAGGAGGAUAAGAAAGAAAAUGCACAGCCAAAUGGAGAAACAGAGGGAGAAAAAGAACAAGGAGCAGGGGAUGCAAAGGAGGAGGUUAAGAAAGAGGAGCAAAGUUCAAUCAAUACCAAUAGUGGUAAUGCGAAGGACAGAAAAGAGGGACGGAAUGGAAGCCGUCCACCUUCUAAGAUCGAAACAGAGCAGGAAGACAAACAUGGUCGAAUAGAAACAAAAGAUCAAGACAGUGGAGAGAGUGAGAGCAGCAGCAAAGAUGCAGCUAAUGAUGGUGACGCAGGGGAGGAAGAGAAAGAAAACAAUGAUGGGGGGAAGGCUCACAUGGAUAAUGAGUCAAAGGAGAGCCGUAGCAGCAGGAGCAGCAGUAGCAACAGUAACCAGGAAGAUGAUGUGACCAAAGCAAACAGGAGUGCUACCAAGGAGUCAGGAGGAGGAGAAGAGAGGAAAAAGAACAGUGGGAUGAGCGGGGAAGAUGAUGAGGUGGAAAGUGAAUCAGAGCAGACGACGGAGCAAAAAAUGGCAAGCAGCCGUAAUGAUGCCGCAGAAAACACAGCACAAGGGGAGAAUCGCAAUAAAAGUGAAGAUGAAAGUAGGAAAGAAACAAAUUAAAAUAAAAUGCAGAAAUGCCACAUGUGCAUAAAUAGGAAUUCAUACUCUCU